CGUCAGUCGUAUAAUGUAUGUUGAUUUUCGUUUUCUGACAACGUUAUUACGUUAAUGCCUUAUCGAGCACCGAAAUUGGAGUAAAUACAUUUAUUUUUGUUAAUUCUGUAAAUUACGUACUUCUUCUGACGAUGCAAUAAUCAUAAUCUAUGAUCGUUAAUUAUUAUUAUUAUAUCUUUAUUACACCGACUCCAUUAACCGUAUCGACAGACUUCCCUCGAUCGACGUGAAAUCACUGCCGCGGUUGAUUCGAACUCCGUACUCGUUGGUGGUUAACCGUGCUUCUGUGUUAUUGGCCACGGUUUUCGUAUUUUGUGUAUCGCCUAUUUAUCACGUGUUCUUAUAGGUAAUUUUAUGUUGCAUUUGGUUUAUAGUCAUGCCUUGGUGUGUUAUAAUUGGCUGUAGCAACAAUUUGAAAUCUACAAAGCAACAUGAAAAAGAUGUGUCAUAUCAUAUUUUUCCAAAAAAUCCUCAACGACGUAAUGCCUGGAUGAAAAGUAUUAAACAACCAUUUAAGUUUAAUGCAGAUUCAUCUUACGUCUGCUCUAAACAUUUUGCUUCUGAUGACUUUGAGUGUAACAGUUUAAAAGAACAAUUGCUUAACAUUAAAGUUAAGAGACAACUUAAAAGAACUGCCAUUCCGUCUAUUAAUAUGUCUAACACUUUGGAAGGAGAAAAAUUUACAAAUGAAGCAGAUAAACCAAAUACAAGUUUGAAAUAUAUUAAUCAAGCAGAUGAGCAAAAAUGUUGUGCUGUUCCCAUUUGCAACAACAGUGAGUCUAGUGGAUCAGAUAAGUCAACUAGCAACAGAGAAAUUGUGUUCCACAAAUUUCCAAGCGAUACUGUAGUGUUAGAGAAAUGGUUGAAUUUCUGUAAUAUUUAUAAAUCAGUUUCAAAUGAACAUAAAAAUGCUCAAAUAUGUUCAGAGCAUUUCGAAAAAGACAGUUAUGAAAACAAAUAUACUGAUAAGUCAUUGCAUCCAAUAAAAGUAUUGAAAAAAGAUGCAGUACCAACAUUAGAUGGUGGAAUUAAAACUACAGACUUUAAAAGUAGUGAAGACGAGUUAUCUAAAAGAGAACGUAAAAAACUUGUGGAUAAAUUGUUAGCAGAUUAUGAGGAACAACAAAAAAAUGAAAAGGGUCAUCUGAAUGGCAUGGUAACAAAGUACUCUGGUUUUUUUUCUCCAAAAAUUAAUCCAAAUGCUAAACUUGGUGAUAAAUUAAAAUUAUUAAAAUCAAUGGAUAAUCCAAUAACCUAUCCUCCUUCUAAAAAAAGGAAAAUAUCUACAACACCAAAGUUCAAUACAGAACAUUUAGAUUCACCAUGUAUUAACAAAUUAACACAAAAAAUGAAUCAAAUGAUUCAAGUAACAGCUGUUAAAGGUGGACUUAUGUUGCAUGCUCUACCGCAAACAGCUAAUAAUGUGUUGAGUCCUCAUUUAGAAAAAACUGUUAUUGAUGACGAAGAAGAAAUCAUCAUUGUAACAGAAGAUGAAGCUAGCCUUAUAGAUCUAACUUCAUACGAAGAAGAAGAUAAAGGAAAUAACACUGAAGUGAUUAUAGUUACAGACUCAAAAGAAACCGAAAACACCCUUAACCGCGUAAAAAGUAUGCCAAAAAAGUGUAUAUCCAAUAACAUUUAUGAUAGCAAUAAUAAGUGUUAUGUACAAAAAUCAUUGAAAAAUUAUGAAAGUCUAUUUACACCUUCAAAUACGGAUAAAGUUCCAUUAAGUGAAGAUAAGGGAUGUCAAGUAACAUUUCCAUGCUAUGGUUGUGAAAAUAGAAGUCUUAAGAUCAAUAAACUUUUGAGAGAGAGAACGAGGAUAUUGAAAGAUAAUAGUGCAUGGAAGGAUCCAGAUGAAAUAAAUACCUUGAGAAGGAUGAGUGGUGUCUUGUCCUUAUUAUUGUUACAGUGUGUUGGUGAAAAAAAUGGUAAAAAGUCUCCAUCUAUACGCGUGGAUUUAGUGCAAGAUUCUAUUGAGAGAAUAAACCGUGGAUGGUCAAUCCAAGAUACAUCGGAAACCUUAUGUCAAGCCUUGAGUGUUAAUGCUUAUGAUGAAUUUGCAAGAACGUUUGAAGUGAUUAAUGAAAUAUAAUGUAAAAUGUAUCUCAUGAUAAAUUGAUCUUUAACUUUCAUUUACUCUACGUAUAGUGUUCACUAGACAAGUUAAUUAUUUGAUUAGUUUGCAUUACAAAUCUUAAAAUGAUAUUUUAUUGCAGGGUAAUAAAUAUAUUUAUGAUAAUUUAUACAAUUAAUUUCCUAUUAAAUAAGUUAUUUUACAUUACUGAAGUAUGCAAACUAAAGUGACAAAGAGAAUUUAAUAGUUUAUGUAAUUUUUAUAAAAAUUAUGUUUCAUUAUUUAUAAGUGUUAACUAUUGUAUUAAAU
Myzus persicae (green peach aphid) is the source of this 2386-nucleotide messenger RNA. RefSeq lists its product as uncharacterized. The transcript is spliced from 6 exons. Lineage: Eukaryota; Metazoa; Arthropoda; Insecta; Hemiptera; Aphididae. The record is from RefSeq and is a predicted model, not a curated record. Bases 377 to 2095 code for a protein of 572 amino acids.